UGCAUCAGCAGUCAUUUUGAGUUCCACUUCUUUAAGUUUUUAAUCUUUUUAAUUUGGAGAAUGCCAGUAAAUCACCUGCUCUUAUUACUUGUUUUUCUCCCUACCUUCAAAACAGGAUUCAGUGCUGAGAUCACCGUGUUUGCGAUGACGGGAGCUUCUGUUCGACUGGAUUUACAGACACAUCUACAAGCAAAGAUUAAUGGCUUAGAGUGGGAAAAAGACAACUCAACCUCAAUAGUUAGAUAUGUUCGUGCAAAGAAACAACUCAAAUAUGACAGUUCUUACAAGAAAAGAACGGAUUUCAAUAUUGAAACUUUCUCUGUGACACUGAAUAACAUAGAGGAUACAGACAAUGGACUCUACACAGCAACGGCAAAUGAUGAGACAUUACUUGCUGCAUACAAAUUAUAUGUUUAUGAUGAAGUGGUGGCUCCUGUCCUGACUGUGAACUCAAACCUGUCCAGCAGUGACUACUGUAUUGUGAACUUCACAUGCAGAAGUCAUUACUUCACACUUAAUUCCACAUAUAAUAGCGGUAGUUGCUCUCCAAAGAAAGAAAUAUCAGAUGAAAUGAACGCUGCAGUGCAAAUCAACUGCAGUGAGAAAUAUAUCAUCUGUAACCUCAGCAACCCUGUCAGCUGGAAAGAAGACAAAAUAUACAUUAAUGAGCUCUGUGUUGAUAAAGAUCAAAACCCAGAGGAGUACGAGAAGUCAGCCCCCUGGUGGCUAGUAGGUGUAGGUGUUCUGAUGAUCAUUUUGGCAUGUCCAGUUAUUCUCUAUCUCAAGUCUAAAAAAGGUGGCCAGAUGGAGGUAGUACAAGAUAGUACAGUCUAUGCACAAGUUGAGACUCAGGAAAUGCAGAAACUCAACAGUGACUGCAAUACAUAUGAUAUUCCAGAGCAGGUUCAAGCCAAGACACAAAAGGAAACUGGAGAUAAACGGCCUGAAACAACCUACUGCACAGUAGGACAACACCAAAAACCAACAAUUACCCCUGACACAGACCGUACAAUUUAUGCAUCGGUGUGUAAACUUUCAACCAAGGACCGACCUGCCAAUUCAUCAGAUGACACUUUAAAAUAAACUGUGGGAAGUUGUCACAAGGCCUGAUUACGAAAUGAUAUCCUAGUCUUACUAUCUCAGCCAUAUUUUUAUGUGGUAGACAUAAUGUGAACAUGCCUAUAUGUUAUUCAGAAAUUCAGUAAAGGAUAUCCAAUUAAGGUGUGUUUUUUUUUCUAGUAUUAGCUUAAUAUUGGAUUUAAACAUCCAGAUCUAAACUGUUUUACUUUAUGUAUAAAUGACUAAAUUUGAUUUGUUGAUUUUAAUAUUAACUGGAGUAAACAGACAACUAUCCCCACAUGGGAAUUUAGUAUAGUUUAAAAUAGCUGAAUAUAAUAUUUACCUCACUUCUCAUGUUAUAUUUAACAUUUCAGUUUAAAUGGAGCCAGACAGGCUAACAAAGCAUAAAUGCAAAAACAGUACGCCAAAUCACAAGUCUUUUCGUGCAUUUUGUCUGACAACCACUAGAUCGCGUCACUGUAUCUUAUUUAUUACGUUAUAUCUUAUUUGAAUUGUACUUUUGAUGAUUCUCGGCUUAGUCUCCCCAAAUAGCUUUGGUGUGAUUCUAAGGACUGACCAAGAAUAAACACAAAAGUAUCAUUUAAAUAUGAUAACAAAUAAUGAACACAUUUGCAUACAAAGGUGUAAUAUGAGGCAAAACAAACAACAGUAGUCUUAGGCUGCACAUCCUCUUCCAUGUACAGUACAAAAGCACACACAAAGAAAACAUGCCAAAAACAAAACGAAGCGGCUAUUAUGAAGGGGUGAGGUUUGUCUUUAAUUUCACAUAUAUACCCAGUUUUAACUGUUAAUUAACUAUUCUGCAGUAUUUUUCCCCACUUAACUAAAUCGAGUCGUUCUCGACAAACAAAAUAUGGUUGUUUUUAACAGAUUUUUAUAUUUCAUACAUUUUUUAUUUUGAAUUGAGUCUUGAAUUAAGUUUUUAAAUUAAUUGUUUUAUGCAAACCACCUUAUUUUGCAGCAGGGAUUCUCAACCGGUGGGCCGCAGCCCACUACACUGUAAAAAAUAAAAAACACAAUUUGUUGAGUCAGCUUAAAAUAAUUUGUUACCCUGCUGCCUUAAAAUUUUAAGUUCAGUCAACUAAAAUAAGUUUAGUCAACUUGAAAUGUUAAGUGGUACUAAGUAACAACUUAGAUAUUUGUGUUUGCUAAACUUAACAGAUGGGUAAGUAACCCAGCUGCCUUAACAUUUUAAGUUUAUUCAACUCAAAUAUACAAGUUGUCACUUAGUAUAAUUUAACAUUUCAUGAGAUAGCUUAAAAUUAAUUUAAAUAUUAUCCUAAAAUUGUUUAAUUUCAUUAUUAAUGUUUUAAAUUAAAAUGAUCAAAGCACAGCCUCUCGUGUUCUGUGAUUGAUUGCUUCGGACUCGGCGCAACAAACCUCAUUGCACUGUUAAAUACAGACCGAAUGGCGGCUCAAAACAUAACCGCAAAUUUCAUUUUAGAGACCUGCACGAGACUCAUGUUUUAGUCCCGCUUCUGCAAGAUUCUGUCCUGCAAGAUUUCGUACUGCUCCCAUCCGUGGUAUUCAUGUUUUGUCCCGCUCCUGCCCGCAAAAGCCUGCAUAAAAGUAACCUUUGUAGACAUUUUUCACUACAUCGAUGAAAUGUACAUAAAAUAGUUCUGUAACAUCUCGUAAUUUCCACAAGAUCUCGGCAUAAACGCUCCCGAUAAAAUAUUUGUUAUGUAGGCUAAGCAUCAACAUUUAGAAACCACUGCUAUUCUUAACAGAAAAGCAAGCAUCGGAUGCUGCGUGCAUGCAUGGCAGACUGCGAGCAAACAACACCCCUUAAAGCUGACAUCUCAGUUCAUCGCGAUCUCAUAAAGCUUUUAUAACACAAUGAAUGAAUAUAUGCACAGUGAAUCUUCCACAAUGUCUACACUUCGUGUGUUGCAAUGAGAGGAUUCGCGAAUACAUAACAUUUAGCACUGUGCAAAAGCAUACGCGGUGAGUGGAUUCUAACUUAAACACCUCUGAUUGGUCAAUGCGUUCCAGAAAUCAAAAGAUGGCUACAUUGCUCAAGCUGCAAAUACGUGUUUUAAAUCGAAACGGCCUAUUCUUGCGCCGGUUAAUCAUUUUUAUGUUAUAUUAGUUGUUUUUGUUGCUUUAGUACAAUAGAUAAAUAACAGUUUAUAUGUUUUUUAUUUUAUGUUUUAUGUUUAGAUAUUUCUAUUUGCGAUUCUUGCGAAUCAUUUUAUUCUCCCGCAUCCUGCCCGCACCCGCACUCGUCCAUUAAGUUUUGCACCGCACUCUGUUGUAGGAGUGUAGGUCUCUAAUUCAUCUCUUGGCUGCAUGAAACAAACCGUCACGCUAAUGUAAAGGUAAAGACGAUCAGAUUGAUAGUAACGAACGUGCGCAAUUUAUGACGCUCUUGUUUAACAGAGUCGUAUAUGCAUAUGUCCGCUAUUGACUUACAAGCUGUUCGCGCUUUCGGGGCUCUGGUCCCUAGUAUUUUUGCAUGAAAUUUCAAAACAUUUGCGUAAUUGUCAAAAUGAAUGUCCUGUGAGUGUUUUAUAUGGAUGCUCACCCAUAGAGAAGGAUCUUGUGAGGCUCAGUGGUGUUUAUGUAUAUGAGCAGCUUCAACAGAGUUAGAAUGUAUCUGCUGUAUUUUUAAUUUGUACGUUUUUAUUUCAUAAUAGAUACAAAUAAUAGAUAUGUCAGUCAAGUUCAAAUGGACAGGUUUAGUGAGUGGUCUUUUGGCAUCUCCCUGUUAUCCUGUUUGGCAGGUUCACUUACUUAAGAAAAGGUACUCUGAAGUUGUAAAGAAUGUCUGAAUUAAAGAAUUCAGGAGCUUUAAAUCUGUAUAUAUGUUAAAAAGUUAAAAGAGGGUUUUCUUAAAAAGUAUAGCUUUAAUUUAAGGUUUGUUUGUAUUUUGAUUUUUUUUAUAUAUAACAUGCAGUAGUAGAAUAAAAAGGCAAAACAAAUGUUUUAAUAAAAAGGUUUAAAAAUAAACACCUUUAGAGGAAAUGUCAGGCAUGGGGGGCCUUGCAAAAGGAGGAGGAGGUGGGCCCCGGCGUAAAAAAGGUUGAGAACCCCUAUU
Molecule: messenger RNA, 4120 nt
Organism: Labeo rohita (rohu)
Lineage: Eukaryota; Metazoa; Chordata; Actinopteri; Cypriniformes; Cyprinidae
Exons: 7
Coding region: 61-1083 (340 amino acids)
Source: RefSeq, a predicted model, not a curated record